Epithele typhae is the source of this 540-nucleotide messenger RNA. RefSeq lists its product as uncharacterized. The record is from RefSeq and is a predicted model, not a curated record. NCBI's taxonomy places the organism in Eukaryota, Fungi, Basidiomycota, Agaricomycetes, Polyporales, Epitheliaceae. The transcript has 3 exons. The coding region runs from base 1 to 540 and encodes 179 amino acids.
AUGGAGUCGCUGGCAAUUGUCAAGACAGAGAUGAAGCUACGGGUUGUCAUCUCGUUCGUCAAGGUGCAUCACUCGUCGCCCAUCUGGCACACUGUCUUGUACAUUACCAUAGACCAUCCAUACAAGAACAGCGACACCAGCACCCUACCCUGGUCUUACACGCUCUCUCAGCUUCCCGCGUUCCUCCGAGACGGCGCCGACUCUCCGCUAUCCAAGUUCUACACCGUCCCAAAUACCCCAGACCUACCAUAUCCCUCGCUGCCGGUAUCGUUCCCGAACCUCGCGACAUACCUGGCGAGCGCGCUCGAGGUCGCGCGGGACGCGAUGGGCGACUCCUCGAGUGGCGUUCGACGACUUGCCAAGGCGGUCGACCAGUUCUACCCGAACGACCGCGUCGUCCUCGAUGACGGGCCAGAGUCGCGUGGGAUGCGCCAGCGGCUGAAGAACCUGGUCGGCAUGGGCGGCAAGCCGCAGCGGGACCGGAACGCGGAGAUGUAUGAGCUCGUGACGCCGUUCGUCGCGGACGAGCACGGACACUAG